Molecule: messenger RNA, 3979 nt
Organism: Tuber aestivum (summer truffle)
Lineage: Eukaryota; Fungi; Ascomycota; Pezizomycetes; Pezizales; Tuberaceae
Source: the annotation of a GenBank genome assembly
AUGGGUGUUCCGGCCCUGUUUAGAUGGCUUACAAACAAGUAUCCUAAAAUUGUUAGCCCUGUUAUUGAGGAGCAACCGCAGGAGAUCGACGGGGUUGUCAGAGCCGUGGACACCACUCGGCCGAAUCCGAAUGGCGAGGUGAGGAUAUUGUUAUCGGUUGGUUCGUUGAAUAUGUUUGCUGACGUUCACCUUGUCCAUCUUCGCACGUUGAAGGCGGACAAUCUCUACCUCGACAUGAACGGUAUCGUUCAUCCGUGCUCCCAUCCCGAGGAGGGCGAGGCACCGGAAACAGAAGAGGCGAUGAUGCUGGCUGUAUUUGCCUACACUGAACGUGUUGUGAACAUGGUGAGGCCUAGAAAGCUUCUCAUGAUUGCUGUUGGUAUGUUUUCGCUGAUCGCCUACAUGGAAGCAGUGAGCUUUGCGACCUUGCUUCCUCUUCCACCUGCCGCCUCAGCCGGACCGUUUUAUCGCGAAUACUGAUAUUCUGUAGAUGGUGUUGCGCCUCGUGCGAAAAUGAAUCAGCAACGCUCUCGCCGCUUCAGAUCGGCGCAGGAAGCUAAGGAAAAAGAGGAUGAGACCGCUCAAUUGAUUGAGCAGAUGGAGAAGCGGCAAGGGAGCAAAUUUGGCGAUGAUCUCAAGAAUAAAAAGAUUUGGGAUAGUAAUGCCAUUACCCCCGGCACUCCUUUUAUGGACAUCCUUGCAGCAUCGCUCAAGUACUGGAUCGCGAAAAAGCUCAACGAUGACCCUGCUUGGGCUAAAGUGGGUUACCUGGACCACCUUAUUGCGGGAAUCCAUUGCAUGCUAACACCUUUCCAGUUAAAAAUUGUCAUCUCGGAUUCCACCGUUCCUGGAGAGGGGGAGCACAAGAUUAUGGAGUUCAUCAGGUCUCAGCGUCUCUCCCCCGAAUAUAACCCAAAUACUCGUCACGUCAUAUACGGCCUUGAUGCCGAUCUGAUCAUGCUGGGGCUUGGAACUCACGAACCGCAUUUCAGAGUCCUCCGUGAGGACGUCUUUGCGAGGGAAGCUAGGGCAAAGACAUGCAAGAUAUGUGGGCAGAAAGGUCACCGUGCCGAGGAAUGCACGGGCAAGGCCAAGGAGAAACAGGGCGAGUUUGGUGAAAAGGAUAAUGCUUCCUCACUGAAGCCCUUUGUCUGGUUACAUGUCUCAAUACUUCGUGAAUACUUGGCGGUAGAACUUCAGGUUUCGGGUCAGCCAUUCAAGUUUGAGUUGGAGAGAGCUCUUGAUGAUUGGAUUUUUAUGUGCUUUUUCGUCGGGAACGACUUUUUACCCCAUUUACCAAGUUUGGAAAUCAGGGAGAACGGAAUCGACACUUUGAUUGCUGUUUGGAGAGACAAUAUGCCUCUUAUGGGAGGUUACGUCACCAAAGACGGAACUGUAGAUCUGGGAAGGGUUCAGUACAUCCUUGAUGGGUUGGCAAAGCAGGAAGAUCAGAUCUUCAGGAAUCGGAAGAGGGUCGAUGAUAGAAGGGAGCAGGGCAACAAGAGGAGGAAAUUGGAGGAGGAGGCUAGAGCCGCUGGCGGGAGCCGCGGCGACAAUUUCGCUGGCAGAGGCUUUGAUUCGCCUUCCGUUGCCCCCACUGGAAGAGGAAGAGGAAGGGGCGUUCCCAAUUCUGCCCCUCCCCCCAUGAUCCCACUAUUCAGGCCUGGAGAUGUUUCAAAGGAUACGAAGAAGAUGAAUUACGACAUGGUGAUGAAUAGGGAAGGCAUUCGAAAGGCUAAUCUUCAAAACAAGAGUGCAGCCCAGGUGUUAAAGGCUCAAUUAUUGAAUGGUUCACUCGGCGCCGCUGUGGGUGACGGCACUGAGAUGGAUAUAACCCCUACCCCGGAGACACCCUCCACACCAGCCUCUGCCAUAUCCCUCAAGAGAAGGGCUGAUAUGAUUGAGGGGGACGAAACUCCCGAGACCCCCGGCUCCGAACCUGAGGCCGAUGACCCUGAUCGUGAUCCGGUUCGUCUUUGGGAGUCCGGAUAUCGUGAACGGUAUUACGAACAAAAGUUUCAUGUUUCACCAGAGGACCUUGAAUUCCGAAAUAAGGUUGCUGCGAGCUACGUUGAAGGUCUAUGUUGGGUAUUACUUUAUUACUUCCAAGGGUGUCCUAGCUGGACCUGGUAUUAUCCGUAUCACUAUGCACCGUUUGCUCAGGAUUUCAAAGAUGUGGGAAAGCUCGAUAUCAAAUUUGAGAAAGGCAAGCCAUUCAAGCCUUUUGAGCAGCUUAUGGGCGUGCUACCUGCUGCCAGUAAGCACGCUCUUCCAGAGCCAUUCCAAAAACUUAUGACCGAGGAGGAUUCUGAGAUUAUUGACUUCUAUCCCGAGUCUUUCCCUAUUGACUUGAAUGGCAAGAAAUUUGCCUGGCAAGGUGUAGCCCUGUUGCCAUUUAUCGAUGAGAAGCGCUUGUUAGAAGCUGUGUCAAAGGUGUACCCUACGCUAACUCCCGAGGAUAAUGCGAGGAAUGCAACGGGACAUGACAUUCUAUUCUGUUCAGUGAAUAAUGACAUGUAUGAUGACGUUGCCCUACGGUUUUACUAUAAGGGCCGGAACGACGACGUACGUUUUUCCUACAUGGCAUCUCGAAGUAAUUGCUAACUAGGAUAGGAAUACGACCUUGACCCUGGCAAGAGCCAAGGGUUGUCCGGAAAGGUUAUCAAAGAUCCUGCUUUCAUUCCUCAGGGCACGAUACCUUCUCCACUAUCUAAGGAUGCUAUGCCUGAAAUAGAGGGUGACAAAUCACUCUGCGUCUUUUACGAAUUUCCUAAAACCAAGAAUGCACACAGGUCGAUGUUACUUCGUGGGGUCAAGCUCAACCCUCCCGUGCUCUCUCAUUCGGACCUAGAAAUGAUCAAAAACAAGGCUCAGAACUCGGGCCGCUCGUACGGUGGCGCUCCGCUUUAUCGUAGUAAUAGCGGGAGAGGACGCGGUCGUGGCGGUGGGGGAGACUUCCAGGGCUCCUACCAAUCCAACCGAGGCCCUUCUCCAAUUUACCCGGGACAGAGCCACACACCUUCUUACGGAAACGGGACCUGGCAGCCUCCCCCACCCCCGCCAGCCCUUUCAGGUUGGGGCGGGUGGGGCGGAUGGGGCGGGCAGCACAAUCAGGCUCAGGGAAAUCACGUAAAUCCACAACCGUCAUACAUACCUCCAGCCCCAUACCACCAACAAGGCAGUCGAUAUCCUCCCCCUCCCCCUCCCCCCGGAUUCCCACAUGCUUCUAAUAUUGGGCGCGGGCAGCCUCAUGGCUCAUACCACGGAGGUGGCUACGCCAACAAUCAGUCGUCUCGGGACGAUAGAUACCGUCCUAGCAGUGGCAGCAGUGGUGGGGAAAAUAGGUACAAUGGUCACUACAGCGAUCGUCGUGAUGACCGUGGCCGAGGUGGUGGGGGAGGUUAUCGAGGUGGUCGUGGUGGAGGCCCCAAACGGGCCAGAGGUGACAAUAACGAACUAUGGAGAAGAUGAUUUCCUUUUGCCAAGCCGUAUGCUCUACAAUGUACAUCUUUUUCGCCAUGAUAGCAGGCCGAGCUCCUAGUAUCUUGUCCAUAGUAUUUGACUGCUUUUGUUUCUUUUAGUACUGAUCGUUUUUCGUACAUUUUUUGUAAUGCAAAUUGCGCCCUGGUGUUGACCAGUGAGAAAACUCCAAACUCCAAAUCCUGCUAUCGUACUCGUACACCGUAGCUUGGUUUUCCUUAAAUGGCUACACUACGGGGCCAGGUUGGACAAUGCUAUUAUUCAAUUUAGUUAUCGAAGCUUAGUGUAAUGCUCUCGAUAUUGUGAUCAUGCACUGUUCUUUCACUCCCUUGCGGAACCCUUUCCGGCAAAAUUCACCAACGAUCCCCGCGCAUGUGCUCGAGUAUCUUAAAACGCGUAUAGGGAUCCUCCGGUAGCACUGCCACAAGAUGUUCACGUCUGAUCACUCGCUCUACACCGUCUACAGCGGGGCAGGUUCAAAUAACGGCGCACAAGCACA